UGAAGACGAAAGUAAACAGCUUGCAACACUUGCAAUGUCGCCUGAAAGUGUGAGGUGGAGCCUGUGCUGGCGUUCGACGUGAGGCACACUUGAGGCACGCCUCAAGGCAUACCUCAAGGCACGCCUCAAGGCAGAGGGCUGCAAAUACCAUGGGUUGUGCUCCGAGCACUCACAAGAAACGAAGACCUCGAGACGAUCAUCUCAUUGAUGCUUCUGGAGGCAAUGAUAGAGAUAGAUCCUGCAGAGUGAAAAGGGAUAGUGAGGCGAUCAUAUACAGUCCAACUGUGAGAGACGAGCAGGAGGGAGGCAACAGUGCAACAUGUGGCAGCGUGUGGGACUGGUGCUGGGGGCAUGCAACAUGUUGCAAGCACAGCCGGUCACACAGGUAUCCUCUGGUGCGCACAAAUCUCAAAGCACAAGAACAGACUACUGAUUCGGCUUCAGAUGGAGAACAACUCCGCCCCCGUACGUCAUUGGUCCCGCAGCCCGUCAAGGUGCUGCUUGUGUUCUACAAGGAUGAUAGUACUUGUCGGGCAUUGGCAAGUGCGGCAGAUAGACUCGGCUACGGUCGUGAGGUGAUCACCAGUCAUGAAUUGGCCGUCGACGUCUAUCAGGCGCAUGCGUUUCUGCCGCAUGUCAUCAUCGUCGACAUGCGAUACCCCAACUUCCACGGUGAACAGUUGUGCAGAGCUCUGAAGAGUGAUAAAAAGAAAUCGCCUGAUGUUUUGCUGGUAGCCAUUAUGAAUAAAAAGGCAGUCAAGAGUGAAAAAGAUUUGAAGUCAGUUCUGAACUAUGGAUUUGACAGGGUAUUGGUUGAACCUUUCACGAAACUUCAGAGCGUAUCUCAGCUUUUGCAGCUCUGUUCAGAUGAAAUCGACAGAUUGGCUCUGCAUUCUCAGAACACUCUGCUCACAUUAAGCUUGGAAAGAAGUCGGGAUCUCAUACUAAUCACGGACCAACAUCAUACUAUACAGUACGUGAACAAGACAUGGUGCUCGGUUAUCGGCUACCGUGCAGAGGACGUGAUAUCCCGUCCGGUGCAGAGCUUCCACCACCUGGGCAACAUGGAGACCGUCCUGAGGCAGGUGGAGAGAGGCAACGAGUGGGAUGGCAAGGUGGGCUGGAAGAGCAGGCACGGAGAGAGCAUACUGCUACAGUGUCAUGCUUCUCCCUUCUCGCUUAUGGGAAAAGAACCAACAAACUUCCUCUACGUUCAGGAGAAUCCACAAGAUAGCCAUGGGUUUCCUCGAGGCAGCAUCAACUCCUUGAGAAAAGGCUCUUACGAUCUGAAAUCUAUCACCAGUGACGGGUCAGCUUCAGCGAGGAGACAGAGUUUGGCGAAGUUACACAAUCUGCCGAUAGAGGCGCCAAUCACCAAAGUUAUCACUCUCAUCUGCGCCGCUCAGGAGAGUUCCACUGGGCCUGUCAUACAGCUACUUGACAAGGUUUUGGAAAUCCUGCGUACCACAGAACUGUACUCGACUCAUUUGAAGAACAAUGAUAAUCUGAAGUGUGAUGACCCUGUCACAUCGGAUUUGAUAGGAGCUCUUAUCACGCAGCCAGGCCCCUUGCCGAUGUCGUCAGUUCGCCGGAGUUCGGACUCCUCAAAUUUGAAACACUCGAUCCUGAACCAGGGCGGCAAAUCGUCGACUUUCUUUUCGAUGACUCAGUCGAUCAAGGACGUUCUAGACAGUUCGCUCAACUGGGAGUUCGAUAUUUUCAAACUUGAGGAGGUCACUGGUAGACGACCCCUGGCCUACCUAGGCAUGAACCUGCUGACGCAUUACAACGUGAACAAGACGCUGGGCGUCGAUGAACGCACCCUGUUCAACUGGCUGUCAGUGAUCGAGCAACACUACCACAUCGACAACUCCUACCACAACUCGACGCAUGCAGCUGACGUCAUGCAGGCGACGUCCGUCUUCCUCGACAGAGAACGCAUCAAGCGGUCGUUGGACGACCUUGACGAGGCCUGCUGUCUCAUUGCGGCCGCCUGUCACGACAUCGACCACCCCGGCAAGUCCAGUGCUUUCCUGUGCAAUGCUGGCAACGACCUGGCAAUAUUGUACAACGACAUCUCUGUUCUGGAGUCGCACCAUGCAGCGCUCACCUUCAAACUCACACUCAAGGACGAACGUGUCAAUAUUUUCAGAGGCCUGGAACGUGACACAUAUAAAGUUGUGCGACAAAAUGUGGUCGAUAUGAUUCUGGCAACGGAGAUGACCAAACAUUUCGAGCACAUCUCAAAGUUUGUCAGCGUUUUCAACAAGCCGACAAUGGCCAUUGAAGAGGGGUCGCAAUCCGAAAUCAAGAGCCCCAGCGAGACAGGGGGUGACAUCAUUCUAGCAAUCAAUCAAGAAGAGGUGAACCUAAUCAAGCGCAUGAUGAUCAAAUGUGCUGACGUGUCAAAUCCCACCAGGCCACUGCAACAUUGUGUUGAAUGGGCCAGGAGAAUUGCCGAGGAAUAUUUUACUCAGACUGAUGAGGAGAAGGCCCGCCACCUUCCAGUUGUGAUGCCCAUGUUUGACAGGACAACGUGCUCAAUACCCAAAUCCCAGAUGGGAUUCUUCGACUUCAUUGUAAAUGAUAUGUUCGAAGCAUGGGAUGUAUUCGUUGACAUGCCAGAGCUGCUCUACCACCUGCGUCAUAACUACCAAUUCUGGAAAGACAUGGAGGAACGAGGACAGACCACUAUGGACAAAUUGCCCACUGUUGGCUCCAAAUCCAGCCUCCCUAACAUUCCAGAGAAUAGCGGCAGCAGUGAGCACUGAACUUAGAAAUUGGUCUUAUCAGAAGAUAAAUUUCCUAUUUCAAACCUCUGUUGCUGGAUUGGGAACGCGACAAGGUGUCACCACGUGAACUCGUCACCGACGGACGACAACCUGUCACCUUUUCUGAAAUCGGUCUUUAAGGUGAUGGGUUGCGUCGAAAGUGGGUUUCCUCUAUUGCUGGAUUGGGAAUGAGACAAGGUGUCACCACGUUAACUCGUCACCGACGGACGACAACCUGUCACCUUUUCUGAAACAUGUCUUUGAGUUGUAAGGUCGACGUUGACACAUGGGUUUCCUCUGUUGCUGGGUUGGGAAUGCGACAAGGUGGUACCACGUCAACUUGUCACCGACAGACGACAACCUGUUACCUUUUCUGAAACCGCGGUUUUAGGUGAUGGUGGACACUGACAACUGGGUUUCCUCUGUUGCUGAAUUUGGAAUGUGACGUGGUGUCACCACGUCAACCUGUCACCUACUGCGAUGCUGCUGAUUAUCUGUCCCCUUAUGAAUCCAAUUUUCAAGGGGGUGAUGGGUUGACGCCCACAACUCAGUUCCACCAAUCAGGAUUCUACUAGUUGGAAUAUCUUGGAAGAAGCUGAUCAUAUCUACCAAUAAGAAGGCUAUAUUGCACUUAUUCCAUAGAAUUGUACCCAAUUCUAUGACUGAUUCCUAAUCAACUAAGAAUAUUAAUACAGAAAUAUAUUCAGAUCUGUUGAAUCUGAUCCCCAGAAUGAAUAUGUCAUAUUUUUUUGUUACCUCAGUAUUUUUCUGAUGUCUGCUGUAAUAUUAGAAAGUGUAGCCCAGAAACAUCAUGCAUAUGGUAGCCUAUAUGUGUUUUUUCAAACUUAUUGAAUGUUGUUUGUGCUACAAAUACCCUCCAGUCACCUCAAUAGCUAAACAGACUGUCUGUCGUCCCUUAUUUACUUCCAAAAAUGUCAAAAAUUCACCUUCAUAGGUCAAAAAUAUACUGUCACUAUACAGAGUUCAACGGAGCAAUUGGAAGAGAAAAUAUUGUUCGUUCAUGAAGGCAAGAAGAAUUGAAUAGUUGGGACAUGUGGUGAGAAUGGGGGACGAGAGAGGCUCAUUAAAAAUGAUAUGGAUGAAAGGAUGAUUGGAACUAGGAAAAGGGAAGACCAAGAAGAAUAUGGUUGAAUGACUGUUGGAUGAUCUCCGUUUGGUGAAAGUGGUGAACUGGCGGAGGAGAGCACAGGAGCGCGAUGUAUGGAGGCGCUAUGUUGACGAGGCAGUACGCGGUAUUAAUAUGGGAUGAGACACUCUGUCUAGCUAUGGUAUUUUCAUGUUGUAGAAUUCUACCCUGACUGAACUAUCCUCUAUCGUCGAUGUGAAAAAAUUAUUUAUUUAUUCUCGAUAAUAAUAACAAGCCUAUUGUAAUCUAGGUUCUCUUUUUGUAACCGAAUGUGUACUUAACUAUAUACUGUCAUAUAAAGAAUAUUGUAUUCUUCCUUUGUCUAUCGCCUACCUACUUUCGAUGGAUAUUUGUAUAAUAUAAAUAAAUGUAUAUUUAAAUGUAAUAUGAAUGUGGAGCUGUGUAAAAAGUGUCUUCAAAUGUCGAUGAAAAAAGUAAACACGUUUCGAAUUUUUAUAUUGUA
Nilaparvata lugens (brown planthopper) is the source of this 4381-nucleotide messenger RNA. RefSeq names its product high affinity cAMP-specific and IBMX-insensitive 3',5'-cyclic phosphodiesterase 8 (gene Pde8). NCBI's taxonomy places the organism in Eukaryota, Metazoa, Arthropoda, Insecta, Hemiptera, Delphacidae. Gene Ontology annotation, biological process: positive regulation of ERK1 and ERK2 cascade; phosphorelay signal transduction system. Bases 150 to 2771 code for a protein of 873 amino acids. The record is from RefSeq and is a predicted model, not a curated record. The transcript has 19 exons. Gene Ontology annotation, molecular function: 3',5'-cyclic-nucleotide phosphodiesterase activity.